CUGUGUGUUUCUUGUUAUCAGUUUCUAAGAACAUGUUGUAAAGUGCUGCACAUACUGUGAUCAUGACUACUAUAUCUCCUCAGGGAGGUUCGGAGCUCAGAAUUGUGAUCUUAGGAAAUGAUGAAGAGAAUAAAGUGGUCAAAUCAGUCCUAAACUGUGAGAAACUGACAGGAGUGGAAGUUGGUCUCUGUACUUUACACCAGGGGGAACAAACAGGAAGGAAGAUCAGUGUUGUGGAAGCACCAGGAUGGGACAGACUCAGACCAGACAGGAUAAAAGAAGAAAUUGUCAGAAGCGUGUCGCUUUGUCCUCCAGGACCUCACGCUCUGCUUCUGGUCAUACCAGUGAAAACUACCUCUGGAGAUCCUUCUGUAGGUGAAAUUAAUGCAUCAGAGAUGCACAUGAGGUUACUGUCAGAGCGCGUCUGGAAACACACCAUCGUGGUGUUUGCUUGUGAUGAUGGAGUGGACCACCAAACAAUCCAAAAACACAUUCACAGCGCAGAGAAAAUCCUGGAAAAGUGUGGAAGACGAUCCCAUGUUCUUCAGAAAAGCACUUGUGAACCUCCCUCUCAGAUUCAUGAUCUUCUUAAGAAGAUAUACAGCCUGGUGAAGCAAAAUCAUGGUGGUUUCUUCAUACCACAAGCUUACUAUGAACUGAUUCAACAGAAGACACAAGAAGCAUCUGAGACUGAGCUCAGGAAGAGACGUGGAAGUAUGGACAGUCCUCCUAGCUAUAACAAAGACACAGGAGAUUCAGAGAAGAAAGAAUCUGUAGAGACUCCCAAACCUUCGGAAGACAAGCCAAAAAUCACCAUGGACUUCAAAACAAUAUCGUUGAUACUGUUUUUUGCAUUCGGAGCAGUUCUUGGAGCAGUUGCUGGAUCUGAAAGCGGAGUUUCAGGGGCUUGUUCUGGAUUAGUGUUUGGUGUCGUCCUAGCAGUUUUACUUGCAAGUUUCAUCGUGUACAUUUAUACUCACAUUUAUUCAAGUGCAUAUCCAAAGCAGCCUACACAAAGCUCAUCAUAAGCAACUCAAUCAUAAGCAGCUGUAAAGUUGAUCAAAUGCCAACUAUAGCUCAGACAUACAUGUUCCAACAGCGUAUUUUUUUACUAUUUUUAAGCAAUGGAUUUACAUAGUGCCUUGUGUAUAUAUAAUUUCUUGAAAACUGUGAAGGAUAAUUUGCGCAAGACUAGAGCCCCUUUCACACUGCCAUUCCGGCAAAUACACGUGUAAAGUGUUCCUGCAAUUGUUCCCGGGUCGCUAGAUUUUGCUCUUUCACACUGCCAGUGAUUACCCGGGAUAUGUGCGUGCUUUCACACACAACCCGUAAAGAUCCCGUAACAGCACGUGACAUCAGCGCGUGACGUGUAAUGUACGAGUCGAAAACGUUAGGCACGUUAUACUUUCACUGAAGCAAGCAAACGAUCUCGGCGUCAGCGUGGAAAGUGAGGAACAAACUGAUCUCUGCUUCAUUAGAGUUUGCACAUAUUUUUUCAUCACGAAUGUUGAUCUUCCUUCAAAACAGCCGGUAAAAGAGUCGCGCAAUUACGCACGUCAUCACUUCAACACGGCAUUUGAUCUGGCUUUUGUUCACACAGCGCUCGUCCCGGGUCGAACCCCGCAAUGUUACUAG
Messenger RNA from Carassius gibelio (silver crucian carp), 1635 nucleotides. RefSeq names its product GTPase IMAP family member 4-like. Bases 63 to 1028 code for a protein of 321 amino acids. NCBI's taxonomy places the organism in Eukaryota, Metazoa, Chordata, Actinopteri, Cypriniformes, Cyprinidae. Gene Ontology annotation, molecular function: GTP binding. The record is from RefSeq and is a predicted model, not a curated record. The transcript is spliced from 3 exons.